AUGACUACUCAAGAAGAAUCUGAGUUUUUAAAAAAGCAGCUCUUUCAUUCUGCUAUUGAAAAGAGAGCUUUUACGCACUUGAAAAAAAUAACUAGGAAGAUGCAAAUUCCAGAUGAUAUGGGAGAUGGUUCCAGAUCAAACAGAGGCAGAUCAGGAUCAAUAUAAAAUCUUUCAUUCAAGUCUUAACGCACUUCAAUUUUCAGAUUAAAUCCUGGCGGAGAUAGGAUGAGUCUCCAAACUUUCAUUAAAAACCCACAUCUGCCAAUAUAUGAUCCAUAGAGGUAUAAAUUGCCAGUUGAAAUCGAAAGAAAAGGGACUUUUAAGAUACAUCCUAGCUAAGAAAUGGAAGAAACAUUCCAAGAGAUAUUCUUAUUCUGUAAAACUAAAACUGAGGAAGAAUUGAAAAGUGUAAAAUCCUACUAUGAUAAGCACCCAUUGUAAUUUAAACAGGAAAGAAUGACUCUUGCACAUAUAAUGGAAGAACUCUUUAAGGAAAAGCAACGGAAAGAAGAAGAUGAUAGAAUCAAAAAUAUAGCCAUUGAAGCUAAGAGAAUCUACAAAUAGAGAAUAGCAAAUCUUAAUGGCAUUAUCAAGACUCACAAUAUAAAAAUAAAAUCUCCUAGUUAAAUUACACCUAUAGAAAAAAUUAAAUCAUCAGCGAAAGAAGAGCCAGAUGUAUUUUACCAGUACAAGAGGCAUAGAAUGAAACUUUUUGAGAAAGUAGUUGAAAGAUAAGAGGACCCUCUUAUCCUAAAUUAGUAGGCAGUAGAAGAUUUGAAAAAUCUUGAUGACAUUGAUGUGUUUAUGGAUAAUGCUAGCAAGCUUCUUUAAUAACAAGAGAAAAAGCAGAAUACCUUAAUGAUGGAUAAAAUGGAAAAAUAUAUUGGAGUAAGAACUGUCCUAAAGCACCUCAAUUUCUUAAGAUUAAGAGCUAAGAGAAAAGGAAGAGAUAUUACUCAUGAUGCUCUGCAAUAAAAAAUAGAUGAGAUAAAAGAGAAAUUCAAGAAAAGGAAAAUAUUUGAUAAAGUCUCAGGGUCUAGCCAAAGAGCUAAAAACUCUCCUAUUUCAUCUGGAAAACUUUCUCCAUUAAGAUUGAGUCCUAAUUCACCAAAGAGAUCUCCCACUCUAAUUCGGAGUGAAUCACCUUUUAGGAAAACACAAGAAUAAAAAAUGAAAUAAAGAAUAGACAAGUUUAAGCUUGAAUUUGAGGAAGUUGAUGAACGACAAGAGAAGUUUUAUUCAGAGAAUAAAAAUCUUGACUAAAGUAGUUCUUUCUUAGUAAAUCACUAGGAAUCAUAAAAUGAAAGCUAUGAAAAUGAAUAAGACAAUAAAAAUGUGACUCGAUCUUAAUUCUUACCACCAAUUAGUAACUCAUUUCAAUAGAGCACAAGAAUUUCAUCAUAGUUGAAUUUGUCAUUCUAGGUUUCUCCUUAGCACUAAUACAAUCAAUUUGCAAAUUUAAGUAACAUAGCAGAGAGCUAGUUGUUCAAUGAUUUAAGUGUGGAGUAUAUUAAAUCAAACAAAGUAAAAUUUAUUCCUACAUUUACCAGAAAUUUCAAGUCUAAAUCUGUGCUUUCCUCGCCUAAAUAGAUUAGCUCCCUUUUUAAAGAUAAUAAGGAUGGCUGGCCUUUGCAAACUCGUAAACCACUUAAUAGGGAUAAGUCUUUCGACCUUCCUGCCUCUCCUACAGUUUAAGAUUUAAGGGAGCAUAUCUCCAAAUAUGAUGAAUCCUUCAAAAUAUAAAGAGAAAAUCUGUCUAAUGCAAUGUUUAAAUCAUCAACUCAUCAAUCAGUGUAAUAGCUUCUUAAUAACUGUAAAGACUAUCAAACAGAGUAUAUUGAAAAAUCAAUCCCUAUUAAAAGAGAAUACGACUAUAAGAUGUUUAUUGAGGAUCUAAGGCAAGAAAAUUUAGAUAAUGCAGUUCAGAUCCUAAGCAAACUCAAUGAAAUAGACGACCCAAAGAUGAUAAGGCUUUUAUAUUACUAUCUUAGUAACAUGAAGCAUGAGUUUGACCAGGAAACUAGACAACUUGCUUAACAAGUAAAGACUGGCAUGAUGGAUCCAAAAAGAGAUGUUGCUAUUGUAGAAAUUCAAAACUUUAUCAAGAAAAAUAUUGGUAAAAGAAUGGCAUUAGCUAAUUAGAGCUCCAAUAACUAUGGAAAUAGAAAAGACUGA
Stylonychia lemnae is the source of this 2175-nucleotide messenger RNA. NCBI's taxonomy places the organism in Eukaryota, Ciliophora, Spirotrichea, Sporadotrichida, Oxytrichidae. The record is from the annotation of a GenBank genome assembly.